AUGACAACCGCGAUUGUUCUUGUGCAGGAUCGUGAUCACAAUCUAAUUAAAGGGAGAGCCUUAUUGGACACGUGCGCUUCCACCAAUUUUAUUUCCGAAAAUUUCAUGAAACGUUUAAAACUUCCUGUAAGUCCAUGCGCCAUACAAAUCGGCGCUAUCAAUGCAAUAAACACCACAUCAAAGGGCACCGGGCAUGUCACGAUUCAAUCUCUAUACAACGGUUUUCGUAAACGCCUGCCAUGUUUAUUGGUUCCAAUGAUCGCUGAUUUAGUUCCGUCGGAGGUGUUUUCCCGAGAAAUCAUAAAUAUACCGCCAAACAUUAAAUUAGCCGACUCCGAGUUUCAUUUACCACGACCGAUUGAUCUUUUGAUUGGUGCUGGCUCGACGUUAUCAUUAUUCUCCAUCGGCCAAAUCGAUUUGUCUACAAUAACUAAUGAUUUAUAUUUACAAAAAACUCGUCUGGGUUGGAUCGUCGCAGGCGGGGUGACUACACCGAACCGUUCAAAUAAGGUAAUGUGUCGAUUAACUAACUUAGAACAGCAAAUCGCGCAAUUCUGGAAAAUCGAGGAAGUAUCCGUUGGAACAUUGAAAUCCAUUGAAGAACUCGAGUGCGAAGCUCAUUACACAAAACACGUAACACGUCAUCCUAGCGGACGAUAUAUCGUACGAUUGCCCUUUCGCGAGCGCGAUCGGCACCUCGGAGAUUCACGAACCGCGGCUCUCAAGCGCUUAAAUUCCCUCGAACGACGACUUAACUCAGAUCUGACUUUGAAGACGGCUUACUCACAAGUACUACAGGAAUACGUAGAUUUAAAGCAAAUGACCUUGAUACAUGAUUCUUUGCAUAGUGGAUUUUACAUGCCACACCAUCCAGUAAUUAAAGCUUCGAGCAACACCACCAAGGUCCGUGUAGUUUUUGACGCAUCGGCGAAAGCGAAUAACGGUGUUUCGUUGAAUGACCUGCUCAUGGUAGGACCGACCAUCCAAGACUCGUUGUUUACUCACUUGAUUCAAUUCCGUACAUAUAAAUAUGUCCUUACCGCUGACAUAGAAAAAAUGUAUCGGCAGAUAUUGUUACACGAGGAUGAUAGGAUAUAUCAACGUAUACUUUGGCGUCAAAACGAUCAAAUACAAACCUUACAACUUAAUACACUUACGUUCGGGGUAUCAUCUUCACCUUUUCUAGCCAUACGCACGAUUCAAAAACUCGCUGAUGACGAGUGUAACACAUAUUGUAACGCGGCCCGAGUAAUCAAGACGCAUUUAUAUGUCGAUGAUUUGUUAACUGGUGCGAAUACCAUCGAAGAAGCUCGUACCUUGCGCAACGAGAUUGUUGGGCAGCGUUCAUGUAAACGCGCCAUUACAGCUGCGAGCGCGCAGACUGUCCGAGCAGUCUGCGAUUAG
Vollenhovia emeryi is the source of this 1404-nucleotide messenger RNA. RefSeq lists its product as uncharacterized. Bases 1 to 1404 code for a protein of 467 amino acids. The transcript has a single exon. The record is from RefSeq and is a predicted model, not a curated record. NCBI's taxonomy places the organism in Eukaryota, Metazoa, Arthropoda, Insecta, Hymenoptera, Formicidae.